AAGCUGGGGUUGCACACGGUUCAGUUCGUCUGCUUACCUGCAUCGUUCGUUCGUGCGUGUUGUCUGCAGUCUAUCCGGGCUUUACUUGGCAUGGCUGCUCCGAUGUUCACACGAUUCUCUCUCGUGCCAUGCCGGCGUGCCCUGAUGGCUUGCUCGCGGCGCAACCUUUGGAGACGCUACCCGGUCACCAUCGGCGAUGUCUUCGGUGAGAUGGACCGGCAGCUGCGCCACUUCGAGCACGAGAUGUCGCGCACUUUCCGCGACCUGGACCGUUCGGGCGCGUUCGGGCCAGCGUUUCGCUGGCUGCGUGCGCGCGACGUGCCCGUCGAGGCCGGCUCGGGCGACAAGUUUCGGGUGCAGCUGGAUGUGAGUAAGUUCAGGCCGGAGGACGUGAAGGUUUCCCUCUCGGGCAGCGAGCUGACCGUGCGCGCCCGCUCCGAAGUCAAGGAGGGCAACUCGACGUACUUGCGCGAGUUCUCGCACACCGUGACACUGCCGGAAGACGUCGACCCCGACACUGUGCGUUCCCUGUUGCUCGCCGACGGAUCGCUGUGCAUCGAGGCUCCCCGCGCGCUGCCCGAGCCGAAGGAAGUGCCCAUCGAGAAGUCCGCUCAGGGCGAGCCUCCCAAGGACAAUUAAGUGAAGAAAAUGCGCACGCUAACUUCGUGCUGUGACUAUUGCUUGUACUUAGUGUGUAAAUAAAUGUAUCUGCCCGUUAA
Dermacentor andersoni is the source of this 719-nucleotide messenger RNA. Its product is annotated as heat shock protein hsp-16.2-like. The record is from RefSeq and is a predicted model, not a curated record. Gene Ontology annotation, biological process: protein refolding; response to heat. Gene Ontology annotation, cellular component: nucleus; cytoplasm. NCBI's taxonomy places the organism in Eukaryota, Metazoa, Arthropoda, Arachnida, Ixodida, Ixodidae.